Molecule: messenger RNA, 2203 nt
Organism: Archocentrus centrarchus (flier cichlid)
Lineage: Eukaryota; Metazoa; Chordata; Actinopteri; Cichliformes; Cichlidae
Gene: atp1b1a
Product: ATPase Na+/K+ transporting subunit beta 1a
Exons: 6
Coding region: 283-1179 (298 amino acids)
Biological process (GO): potassium ion import across plasma membrane; intracellular potassium ion homeostasis; sodium ion export across plasma membrane
Cellular component (GO): sodium:potassium-exchanging ATPase complex
Molecular function (GO): ATPase activator activity
Source: RefSeq, a predicted model, not a curated record
CCCCCCUCUGUUCCUCUGUUACGCAAAGAGCAGGGGCAGGUUGUGAUUUGCUCGCCGCGGCCCUCCUCCUCCCUCUCCGGGGCUGGACUUAUUCAGAGAGUUUGCAGGCGGAGCCACUUUGGUGCUUUUCCUCUGAGAUAAAUAGUGCGCGGUACAAGUGGGAACGACGCGCGCCUGACUGUCCUUUUCUGUUUCCUGCCAGGGACAGUCCACAGUGUCAGCCCGAAAACAGGCGCAGCAGAGCCGUGGAAACGGGAAAAAACGAAACAAAGAGGAGUUAAUAUGUCUGGAAGUAAAGACAGCGACGGAGGAUGGAAGAAAUUUCUGUGGAAUUCAGAGAAGAAGGAGUUUCUGGGACGCACCGGAUGCAGCUGGUUUAAAAUCCUCUUGUUCUACCUGAUUUUCUACGGAUGCUUGGCUGGAAUUUUCGUCGGGACCAUUCAGGCAAUGCUGCUAACGUUAAGUAAAGACAAGCCCACCUAUCAGGACCGAGUCGCUCCCCCAGGUCUGUCACACACACCCCGCUCAGACAAAUCUGAAAUAGCUUUCAAAAAGACCGACCCGUCUACAUACAGCAAGCAUGUGGAAAGCAUGAAGGAAUUCCUGAAACCCUACAACGACUCAUUUCAGAUUAAUGAGAACUACGAGGACUGCGGAGAGGCUCCUAGCACGUACAGGGACCGCCCUGCAGAAAGUGGGAAGGACGAUCGGAAGAAAUCCUGCAAGUUCUUAAGAAGAUGGCUUCAGGAAUGCUCUGGGCUCAACGAUGAGAACUUUGGUUUCUCAGAGGGAAACCCGUGUGUUAUCAUCAAGCUCAACAGGAUCGUCAACUUCAGACCAAAGCCUCCUUCAAAUGACACGCUCCCAGCCGAACUGCAGGGCAAAGUAGAGCCUAACACGAUUCCAAUUUACUGCAAGCCUAAGAGAGAAGAUGAUCACAAGAGCAUUGGAGACAUAAAGUACUUUGGGCUAAGCCAGGGCUUCCCUCUGCAGUACUACCCAUAUUAUGGCAAACAGCUGCACUCCCAUUACCUGCAGCCGCUGGUGGCGGUUCAGUUCUUCAACGUGACGAUGCACAAGGAGAUCCGCAUCGAGUGCAAAGCAUUCGGAGAAAACAUCAAGUACAGCGAGAAGGACCGCUAUCAGGGACGCUUUGACAUAAAGCUCACCGUGUCGUGACCUAAGCCACGCCGAGCGCUCACUCUGAAAACGAAAAACUUAGAGAAAAAAGCAGUUCACAUAAAAACCACCACUAGUCUUUGAACAUUCAUAAUAUACAGGACCUACACUUAAUCCGUGUGCUUUACACUAGCUUUUCUGUGUUUGAGGGUUAGAAUGUAAAAUCCAAGAGUAGCAAUAGCAGAUAUUUAUUCAACUGUAUAUGAUAAGAUUUCUUGAGCCAUGGGAUGCAUUCAUCUAUUACUGUAAAACUGCAAUUCCACUACUGACGUGUGGCAAGUCGUUUUGUCCCUGAGAUAGUUCACCCUCACGUGGUUUCUAUGUUUGGAGUGUCCAGUGCUGUAGUCUAGUCCCAGCUGUAACCUGUCUUAUGUCAGCUUUAGUGGUCCAAGGUGUGUGUGUGUGUUUGUGUGCAGGCAUUUAUGGGAGUGUGUGUUCAUGUGCUGACUAACUGAAUCACUGGCAUGGUACUCUGAAUCUCUAAGGCCCACGUCUGAGUAAAUAACUACGCUCCACCCGUUUGGUGGAGGAAGGGCACGUUUGUUUUGUUCACCUUAGCUGUUAGACGUAGUUUGAUUUACAUUUGUUUGAUAUUCUUUCAUGUUUGUUUGAAUCCUAGUGUAGAGCUUUGUGGGUCCAGCCUAGAAGACCGUCACCUCCACUGAAACAGUGGAGACUCAGUGCUUUGAAAUCUGUUUUGCUGGAGACAUCACACAGUGUGAUGCUACUUACUGUUGAAUGUUAGCCAUUUUCAUGAUGGAAAAAUUUUAUAUUUAUGCAGUUGUACAUUUUUUUUUUUUUUUUUUUCCUUCAAAGUCUAAUGUAUGAAUCCAAUACCAAAGUCGCUGGUCAAAGUUAAAGAACAUCAGAGGCAGUGUAGUAUCCCGUCAAAUACAAUGUUUAGUUGGUGUGAAAAUACUUAAUUCAGUGUUGAAGAUCAAAACACAUGUCAGGAGUCUGCUCUUGUUACUUUAUUUAAUCUGCAUAAGGUUGAAACAAUAAACAGAAAAAUGAGACAACUGAA